Messenger RNA from Effrenium voratum, 288 nucleotides. NCBI's taxonomy places the organism in Eukaryota, Dinophyceae, Suessiales, Symbiodiniaceae. The record is from the annotation of a GenBank genome assembly.
AUGGCUCAAGCGAGAAGAGAUAAGAAUCUGCGCAGUCUGCAGCACUGGAUAUGCAAGGCGCUGGUCGUGCUUGGAGCCCUCGCCGGAAAGCUGGGCCGGUGCAGCUCGUUUCCCUCGGUGAGCGUGCAGGUGGUGACCUUGAAUCGCCCCCAGCUGCUGCUGGAGGCACUGCAUCAGGUGGAGGCCCAGGACUACGAGGGGCCGCUGGAGGUUCUCAUCAUGGACGACAGUGAGCAGAGCAAUUCACAACAAGUCGAACAAUUUGCAUCUACAUCGUACCUGGGAUGA